AUGUUUCAACAAACUCUUGAUGAACAACAAAAUUAUGUCCAACUUCAACAUCACGUGCAACAAAAUCAUGAUCGACAACUUCAACAUCACGUGGAACAAAAUCUUAAUCCAAAUCAACAAACGCUUCAACAACAAAUUAUUGAUCAUGGAAUUAUUGCAUUUGAUAAUCCAUUAUCAGUUCAAAACAUGACAAAUGAUAACAAAAAUAAGGCAGCGCAAUCUUUGCCACCACCACAGCAACGCCAAUUAGUUUAUGUUAAAAGCAACUCCAUUAACAUUAAUAACGAUAUUAAUUUUAAUCAUCUCGAUUUAAAUUUAAAUGUUUCUUCAUUCAAUUCUAGAAAAAACAACGAAGACCCGUUUAUUACAACAAAUAAUAAUCGUGAUUUAAAUUUAAAUGUUACUUUAUUCAAUUCUAGAGACGAAAAUGAAUAUCCGCUUAUUACAGCAAUUACAGAUCAUAUGUUAAUUAUUAAAGACUAUAGAAUGAAGAUUAAUCAACACCAUUUCGAAUUGGAACAAAUUGUCGGUAUCUUAAGACGUAGAGAUAAUUAA
Entrophospora sp. SA101 is the source of this 555-nucleotide messenger RNA. Lineage: Eukaryota; Fungi; Glomeromycota; Glomeromycetes; Entrophosporales; Entrophosporaceae. The record is from the annotation of a GenBank genome assembly.